Molecule: messenger RNA, 654 nt
Organism: Lindgomyces ingoldianus
Lineage: Eukaryota; Fungi; Ascomycota; Dothideomycetes; Pleosporales; Lindgomycetaceae
Exons: 3
Coding region: 1-654 (217 amino acids)
Source: RefSeq, a predicted model, not a curated record
AUGCAAGCCUCCGGGUGUCCCACCGUGGAAAAAGGCUGCCAGGUGUGCCGAAACAACAUCUUCAAACACUCUGCCUUAGUGCAUCCCCAUCAUCUAUCUCCAAGCGCCGCAAAGGAAAAUCACCAACGACUGAAGCAGUACUCUGCACACUGGAUGCGAUGGGCCUGGGUUGCAGCUGUCAUGGUGAGGUGGAACGCCUACUCCAAGGAAUGCAAUGGUGUCAUCGUGAAAGGAUACCUUGGUGCACGCUUCUGGCACCCCUCCUCGGUCUCCCCCGCGCUCGUCGGCCCUGAAUCCUUCUUUCAUCAGAAACAACGUGGCUAUGUAUGUACAUUCAUGCCCAUGGAAUCUAGAGCGGAAAUGAUUUUGUUUCACCAACAACGUGACAUCUCAGAGAACCACGACGUCGGCAAGCUCCCAGCAGUUUGGUUGAUGGUUCGGCGCAAGGCUAACUUCUACAAUAGUCUCGUCAAGUUUUCCGCGUCGUGUGAGAGGUUCCAUUUCGUAAAAGGAGAGAUGCAGAGAUGCAGAGAUUUUUGCACGGUCUUCGGAAAAUCGCCUCAACUUCCAGUUUUUCAAUCCGCUACGAAUGGGGUAUCUAGAAUUACGAGCGCCGCAAAUGCUGAUGUACCCAAGAAGAAGAGCCUCAAAUGA